This is a messenger RNA of Microdochium trichocladiopsis, 1689 nucleotides long. Its product is annotated as peptide N-acetyl-beta-D-glucosaminyl asparaginase amidase A-domain-containing protein. Bases 1 to 1689 code for a protein of 562 amino acids. NCBI's taxonomy places the organism in Eukaryota, Fungi, Ascomycota, Sordariomycetes, Xylariales, Microdochiaceae. The record is from RefSeq and is a predicted model, not a curated record. The transcript has 2 exons.
AUGGCUGCCGCCGGGCCGGUCGAGUUCUUCCAGGUCGCGCAGCCCGUGCUCGCCCUGGACGGCCCGGGCAGCUGCACGGUGGUGCUCAUGGAGCACGCCUUUGCCAACAGCUACGGAUCUCCAUUCGUCGCCGACUAUGUCCCGCCGGCAUGCGACUUCAAUCGCGUCGUCAUCCGCUUCACCUCGACUGUGCGAGGACGGCAGUACGACCGCACCGGCGUCAUGUACCUCGGCGACACCGAGGUCUGGCGCCUCACCACGGCACAGCCAACAGCGGACGGAAUCGUCUGGGGCUGGGACAAAGACAUGACGCACUUCCUGUCGCUCUGGCGCCAGCCACAGAAGCUCAUCUUCGACCUCGAGAACAUUGUCAACGACGUCUACACCGGCAUCUUCAACACGACCCUGACUGCGACUUUCUUCCAGAGCGACGUGCUGGUGGGCGGCCAACCCCCAGCAGACUUGAUCAUCCCAAUCUCGGAACGGACAGGCGCGGCAGGACAGCCCAGCCAGUUCACAUAUCCAGAGCAGAACGCGACUAACACGGUGGCUUUCCCGCGCAACGCCAACCGGGCGGUGUUCUCCAUCGCAGCGAAAGGGCAGGGCAGCGACGAGUUCUGGUGGUCCAACGUGCCCCAGAGUGCAAUCCACACCUUUGACGCCGAGUACGGCCAGUACCCGGGCUAUUCGGCGUGGCGAGAGAUCCAGGUGCUGGUCGACGGCAAGCUGGCUGGUGUCUCCUGGCCAUACCCGACCAUCUUCACGGGCGGUGUCGUGCCGCAGCUUCACCGCCCCAUCGUGGGCAUUGAUGCUUUCGACAUGCGGGAGCACGAGAUUGACAUCACGCCUUGGCUGCCGCUUCUCUGCGACGGCAACGAGCACACAUUCACGAUCCAGGUGAUAGGGCUGGUGGAUGACGGCAGCUCGAGCACAUCCCUAUCAACCACGACAGAGAGCUCGUGGUACCUGACUGGCAAGGUAUUUGUGUGGCUCGACAGCGAGACGUCCGUCACCACCGGCACGAUCCCCGUCGUGAGCCAACCCGCUCCCAGUAUCGCAUUCUCGUCCAAGAUCACGCAGGAUGCAGCUGGCGCAAAUGAGACGCUGGAAUACCAGAUUGACGUCUCUCGCAAAUUCUCAGUCACAGCAAAAGUCAAGACGGAGAAGUCGGAAGGACUGGUCUCGUGGUCGCAAAAGCUGUCGUACAGCAAUCCCGGCGCGGUGACGGCAUAUGGCUUCUUCAAUCUCAACACCCUUGAUACGACGGGCGCAGACGCCUCGGCCGGGUCAGUCUCGGGCCUGUACGCCUCUAAGUACCACUACCCACUGUUCUGCAACAGCACUGCCGCCAUCGCGCCCGAGGGCAACCUGACCCUGUGGGCCAACCUUGAUCAGGGCCUGCAGUUGGAGGUGGUCGGCAGCGCAGUUAUCCCCACUGGUGUCGAGUCGUACAAGAGCAGCACGAAGAAAUUCGCUGGCUCGAGCCUCGACACCCGCCGGGUGGGUACGGCCAACUUCCAUCGCGCCGGCGACAACUCGUACAGCGAGGGCAGCGGAUCGCAAGAGCAGGUGUUUGAUUUCUGGGGCGUGACGGCAGAGGGCGGGUAUGCCGGCAAAGAACAGCUUUACCACCGAGACGUAAAGUCGGUAAACACGACGGUCACCUUUAAUGAGGAGAGCGGUGUAUGA